UCUGAAACGCGUAAAAUCUUAAAAUACGAACCAGAAUUGAGCCAUUCUUUGCGCAGAUCGAAGUUAACCACUUCCUUCAGGACUACAUCCACCUGCGAUUCACCGACAAGCAGAACAGCAGAAGAAGGAUGAGGGAAGUCUGCUUCUCGUUAGAGGUGUUGCUCUUGUGCAUUGCCAGCGGAGCAAGUGCGGCGGCACUGGCUGAGAGCUCCACAAACCCGUUCUUAUCAGCGACCAACUUCACUGACAGCAGCGCGUCCUCGCAGCAUCAGGCGGAGCCUGCGAGGGUCCCCAAGACCAGACGGAGGCGUUACAUUUCCCAAAGCGACAUGAUCGAGAUCCUAGACUAUCACAACCAAGUUCGAGCGAAUGUCUUCCCGCCUGCCUCCAACAUGGAGUACAUGGUGUGGGACGAGAACCUCGCCAGGUCCGCGGAGGCCUGGGCUGCCACGUGCAUCUGGGAUCACGGCCCGCAGCACCUCCUGAGGUUCCUGGGUCAGAACCUCUCCGUGAGAACCGGACGGUACCGUUCCAUUCUGCAGCUGGUGAAGCCAUGGUACGAUGAGGUCAGGGACUACGUUUUCCCGUACCCCCAGGACUGCAACCCCCAGUGUCCCCUGCGCUGCUACGGGCCCAUGUGCACACACUACACGCAGAUGGUGUGGGCCACAUCGAACAGGGUGGGCUGUGCUAUUCAAACAUGCUUUAACAUGUAUGUAUGGGGGGCCGUGUGGAGGAGGGCAACAUACCUGGUCUGCAAUUACUCACCAAAGGGGAACUGGAUUGGGGAGGCACCUUAUAAGGUUGGCAUUCCAUGUUCUGCGUGUCCACCAAGCUAUGGCGGCUCUUGCAGCAACAACGUGUGUUAUCCUGCAAUAAACUCAAACUACCUGUACUGGUUCAAAUGAACACCACUCACAAUGCACCGACCAAUGGUUUGCCAUGACAGAACCUAGCACAUCACUCUAAUGUGUAUAUAUGAUCGUUUAUUUAAACUUUGCAGACAUUGAGAGGCCGGAAAUAGGUAUUUAGACAACAAUAAAGUAGUUUUUAUUUUACUUUACAUGUACAUACAGUGAUAAUGUACCAUAAUAUAUUACUAAUCUUGUUUUUAUAUAAUAAUGUGUUAAAUUAGUCUGUAUCACAUUGUGUCGG
This is a messenger RNA of Megalops cyprinoides (Indo-Pacific tarpon), 1155 nucleotides long. Its product is annotated as peptidase inhibitor 15-A-like. Bases 129 to 908 code for a protein of 259 amino acids. The record is from RefSeq and is a predicted model, not a curated record. Gene Ontology annotation, cellular component: extracellular region. Lineage: Eukaryota; Metazoa; Chordata; Actinopteri; Elopiformes; Megalopidae. The transcript has 6 exons.